Xiphias gladius (swordfish) is the source of this 4250-nucleotide messenger RNA. RefSeq names its product metal response element binding transcription factor 2 (gene mtf2). NCBI's taxonomy places the organism in Eukaryota, Metazoa, Chordata, Actinopteri, Istiophoriformes, Xiphiidae. Gene Ontology annotation, cellular component: nucleus. The transcript has 15 exons. Gene Ontology annotation, biological process: regulation of DNA-templated transcription; chromatin organization. The record is from RefSeq and is a predicted model, not a curated record. Gene Ontology annotation, molecular function: DNA binding; chromatin binding. Bases 247 to 2103 code for a protein of 618 amino acids.
GCAACGACAACCAGCAGCAGCGCUUCCCAUAAUGCACUCCCCGAUCAUCAGCGGGAAACCAAAAUGGCGAACGUGCUGGGGGAAAAUGAGCCGUUUGUUAUUUUCUGAAGAAGACACAAGCCCCGCAAGUUUUUCGAGAUACAUAGUUUAGAAAUAAUUCAGUCGCAGGAGGAGCGGGAUAACAGCAGCCAUUCCUAUCGAGUUAUUUUUGUCGUGCGAGUUUUUUGUAGAAGCGGAGGUGGCCGAAUGAGAGACUCAGGGGUUGUGGACCACCUGUCUGUCCAUCACAGAGCUCACCCCCAACGGCAGCAGCAGGCUGUGUCCUUGUCCCCCACAAGCCUUUCUGCUAGGGGAGAGUAUGGAGAGGACGGCAUGUCUGGCAGGUUUACAGAGGGACAGGACGUCUUGGCCCGGUGGUCAGAUGGCUUGUUCUACUUGGGGACAAUAACAAAGAUAGAUCGAGACAAGCAGCGAUGCUUUGUUGUCUUUGAGGAUCGGUCAAAGUCAUGGGUUCUUUGGAAGGAUAUUCAGACAGGGGACGAAGAUGAUGAGGAUGACGAGGAUGAUGACAUUGUGUGCUCCAUAUGCCAGGAUGAAACUUCAGAGGAACCCAAUGAGAUUGUCAUUUGUGACAAGUGUGGACAAGGCUACCAUCAACUGUGCCACUCCCCCAUCAUUGAUGCCUCUGUCAUUGACUCAGAUGACAAGUGGCUCUGCUCGGAGUGUGAGCUUACUUCUAUACCUAAGAGAGGGGGUGCACACAGGAGGGGAGCGUCUGCUAAAGGCUUUCUGCAGCAAGAGCAGCAGCAGCAGCACAUGGCGCUGCAUCUGUCAUUUCCGUACGCCCUGGAUGAACUGGUGUGGGACCAAGGCCACAAGACUAACAUCCAGCAGUGUUACUGCUACUGUGGAGGCCCAGGAGACUGGUACCUGAAGAUGUUGCAGUGUAACAGGUGUCAGCAGUGGUUCCAUGAGGCCUGUCUCCAUUGCUUACAGAUGCCCAUGCUCUACGGAGAUAGGUUUUAUCUGUUUAUUUGUUCUGUUUGCAAUGGUGGACCAGAGUACCUCAGCCGACUGCCUCUCAGAUGGGAGGAUGUCACACACUUGAGCCUAUACAACUUAAGUGUGAUCCACAAGAAGAAGUACUUUGACUCUGAGAUGGACCUGAUGGCUUACAUCAAUGACAACUGGCACCUGCUGCAGAUCGGGGAGCUCUCUAACACGCCAAGAUCAGAGCGAUAUGAAAGUGUUCUAGAGGCAUUAAACAACAACAGCAGCAUGUUCAUGUCAGGGAAGGAGGUAAAGAAAAAGAAGCACUUAUUUGGCCUGAGGAUCCGCUUCCCUCCUGCUCCCCCCAACUCUGAUGAGCCAACCAGCAGAGUGAUGGAGAGGGCCUCACAUGAAAUCACCAUUAAGGGAUGCAAGUCCACAAAAGCCCUGUCUGGCAUCAGAACAUGCAGUACUUUAACCAAUGGCACAGAGAAGAAGAAAAAGAGGAAGCAAGGACCACGUUCUCUAGAAACUCUGGCUAAACCACAACGCUCCACUGAACUCUUGUCCCAGCAAAUAAGAAAGCCUCUACCACUAGCGCCCCAUGCAUUGGAUCACUUAACUUCUAUCAAUAGGAGUGACAGGUCUCUGCUGUCUUCACAAACUUCAGACGUGGAAUCCAUAGGAGCACUGAGCACGUCAGAAACUACCUCAACUAGCAUUUCAAGACAGUCCAGCCUUUGUGGCGCCAGCAAGACGCGCACGACAGCCUGCAUCAUGCCAGUUUCCUCUCCACCCCUAAAAAGGAAACGUGGACGACCACGGCGGGCCCUACAGCCGCCUAACCCGGAGAUCCCCCCUCCUAGCCAUGCAGACCCAAACCCCUCAGUGACAGAGAUGCUGAGCACCCUCCCAGGGCUUGACUCAACAGACAUAGUUCAUGGUAUGGACCCCAACAGCCAGCUCUCCCAUCUCAAGAGCUCCAUCAGCAGCUAUUUCGGAGCAGCAGGGCGGCUGGCUUGCGGGGAAAAGUACAAAGUCCUGGCCCGACGGGUCACCCUCGACGGCAAGGUGCAGUACCUGGUGGAGUGGGAAGGAGUCACUGCCUCCUAGGCUUGUCACUGUCAUAAUCACUUCUAACUUUUAACCAACACCUACAAGAAGUUACUGGCUGUGGUGAGGACACUCACAAAACCUGUAUUCAGAGCAUUAAUUGAUAUAUGCCUUUUUUUUAGUUUAGACAGGAGCAAGUUUUGCUUGUUAAUCUUACUGUAAAGCCUACUGGUUCUGUGCAGUCCAAGGUGAUUAUAGCACAUCUAAACAUAUGUAUUUUCUUCAUGUGUUUAAAGAUUACAGUCCAUUGAUAAAGAAGAGGCAUUGUUGGUAUGCCACACCAUAUUUUUGUUGGUCUGCCUUUAACUUUCAUUAUCUGCUUUGAAUGUUUACAGAAGCCCCCCAUUUAUUCAGGGGCAAAUAAUUGAUCAGUGCACUGCACCUGUAGGCUUUCAGUGAACUGUUAUUUUGCUUGAUUUUUGAUCCAUUGAUAUGCUUCUCAUUUCCAGUCCCAUUAAUUAUGAAGCUGUACAAAAUGAAAAAAAUUUAGUUGGUCAGGCAUUUAAAUGGUGAAUCCUGGGGGAUGAGAGAAAGAGAGGAAGUUUUGUUCAAACAUUAUUUUGACAAACCUCAAUCACGCAGUGAAGAAUUACAUAUGUUUAGGUAACAUUUAUUUUCUUAACAAAUUUGGUAAAUAAAGACAUGUCCCUUUACAUCUGUGUCCCCUCUUUCUCUAAUCCCAGCUGCAAGUACCUCUUGUUGCCUUGGGCAAAUAUAUCCUUCAGUUCUGUUUGGAAAGAGUGCUCAUUUGUGAGCAGUUCAGAAGGAAAUCAAAACAAAAGAGAUGUGCUGCUGCAAAUGUUUAUUAUUUUAUAUAGAAUUAUACUACAUUUAUUAUUACCUUUUCUACUUGUACUUUCCCAUAUGCCUUCUUCAGUUCAACAGGGCAGAUUUCUCUGAUUUUCUUGUUUGUUUUUUUUUUUAAAUUAUGGAUUGCACAUAUCAAAUUCUAACAGUUUGGCCAUCAUCUCAUUUUGAACAGAUAACUUGAGCUUUUUUGGCCCCUACAAGGCAGCAUGUACCAUGUAGGUCAUAACUCCCAGCAGUUUAAAUUUAAGUGUGAGAUUGUUAAAAAUAACAUCCCCAAAUGAAGCUAGUAAACUGUGUGCAUUCUUAAAAAACUAAUUUUGUUUUCAUAGUAAACAUUUUGUUAAGAAGCUUCAAUGUCUUUGUCUAAAUACGUAUCCUUUUUAAAGCAUUUUGAUUUGAAAAUUAUAAAAUGACUGUUAACUUUGAAAUCUUUAAGGACCUAUUUAGUUUUUACUUUGCCUGAUAGUUGUUCAAAAUAAUAAAGUGCUGCAUAAGAUGAAUGUUGUAUACCCAGUCCCCAGUUCAGAAUUGUUUUGCUUUUCUUUUUUCUUUUUCGUGCUGCCUAUGCAAGUUAGUCCUGAAAAAAUGUAUUGUUUCAUACGGCUUAACGACGGGGAACUUCAGCAUUACUAUUUUGACAAUUUGACUCAGGUGUUUCAAUUUUGUCAUGUGACGGGUGCAACAAGAAAUUUACUUAAAAAUGCACUUGGAUUUUUUGCUUUUACAGUCAAGUUCACCUUGUAGUCUACACACUCAGGAUAUGCCCAAAAACUUCACUGUAUUGCAUAGGCCAGCAUUUGCAGCUUGACAGGAGGUUUUGAUAUAAGUUAUUUACUCAGUGUUUUUGGUCAGUAUUUUUAUAUCAGGUCCUCCAGUUGUCACUUUCUUUGGACCAUUAUGUAAGUUUUUUUUCUUUUUUUUUAUGAGCAAAAUCAUUUGUAGUCCAUUUUUACUGCUCACUUGCUUGUUUAAACUGAGUCAGAAAACAAUCACUGGAAAAAUAUGCUGUAUGUCAUUGCAAGAGGCAAAUAUUCAGUUAGUAUUGCUAUCUCCUUUUGGAGAUAUUUUUGUUAAAAUGCACAGACCUGUUUGACAUUGAUACCUCUUCAUUGUACGGAUGUAGUCAGUGCAUUUAAAGCUUCUCUCCUCUGUUCAGUCAGGGUCUCAGCCCACAUGUGGCUACCACUGACUUCCAGCAGGCUUCUGCAGCCAAAGAACAUAUGUCUGCUUUGUCUCUUGAGAUUCUUCUAAUUACAUUUUUACACAUCAUUAUAUAGGUUGACGUGUUACUUCUGAACCUGUUUUGUUAAACGAUAAAUAAAAGCAGAUAUUUUUAA